GUUGACUUCUAUUGAUGGAACAAACCAAAAACAGCAAAAUAAUUGUUGUUCACCUUGCCAAAGAACAUAAACUUUAAAUUGUUUGGUCGAUACGUCACGAGAUAUCGAUCACUACAGCCAUCUUCUACCGAGAAAAUAAUGGAUUUCUUUUUCCCCAAACUACAUAUAUGUACUUGUAUAAGGCAGCCCUGAUCGAUCUUAAAAUAUAAAAAGCACCCCUAAUAUUGACUCAAAAGUAAAAUGGAAAAUUUGCCACACGUUAAACGGCAAACUUAAUAAGCAGUAAUUGCCAAACCACUGCUUACUACCUAAUUGUAAGCCAGUGCAUAUUCCAAACACUGAGCUGUUAUAAAAAAAUAGAAUAAUAAUAAUUGUGCAAAAAAUAGUAAAAAAAAAACGCUAACGAAUAUAUCUCAAUUUAUUUGGCGUCGAGAACAAAACAAUACCAUUAAUACAACAUUUUUUGAACAGACAAGUGAAAUAAACACACAAAAAAAAACAGAACUGAAUGAGUUCCCGAGAAACAGAAACGAAACAGGGCAAAAAGCGUAAAGAAGAUUUACAAAAAUAACAGCUUUUCGUGAAUUAUUAAACAACAAAUAGCCAUUGAAAAAAGCAAAAAGCAAAAACAAAACAAAGAUGGAGAAUCUCGGUUACAAGGAAGGCACUGCAAAGCCGCGACGUAUGGCACGCUCCAUCAGCGUGGUGACAAAGAGUGAGCUGGAACAACCAUUGACGGGUAACAAUGCGAGAUUCAAAUCGAUACCACCAAAUUUAAUGGUACGAUGGCGCAACAAUAAUGCGGACGCCAUGAUUGAGGCACAAUAUCCGACACCCGGUGAAUUCGAGUACAUGGAAUGUGGACCCUCGCCGCCCGCUGAAAGUGCACCCAGCAUGUAUGAUAGCUUCGAGGAGCCCACAAGCGAGCUGAGUGUACAAAUAUGUAACGACACUUUACGCAUCAGUCUGAUCGAUCAAAUGAAGAGCGCCGCCGGACGUGUGCGUUUUCUAGAGGAUAUCGAACAAGGCAAUGUGAUUGCGGAUAAUAUGAAAACACAUUUCGAAUCAGCAUCGAAAAUCGAAAAGAAUCUCAGUUACUUGUGGGCGGCAUUCUUAAAACGUUGGGACUUAUUACAAAGUUUUCUAGAUAUUGGCGCCGAAUUGAAUUUCUGUGAUCAGAAUGGCAUUUCAGCGUUGCAUUUGGGCGCCUUUAGCGGUUGCCUAUCGACGUUGAGCUUUCUAGUCGGUAAGUGUAUGAAUGUGAACUUGCAACCGAAAUGCUAUACGCCAUUGCACUGUGCGGCAUUUGGCAAUUCGGCCGAAGCGGCCAAAUUUCUAAUCAACAAUAACGCACUCAUCACAAUCGACACCACCAAACCCAACUGCGAGGAGAGUCUACUGCACUGUGCAGUGCGUGCAAAUGCGCUCGAGUGCGUGCAGCUGUUCAUAGUUGAAGGUGCAGAUGUGAAUUCGCUAAAACCAAAUGGCACCAAUGCGAUACACCUUGCCGCAGAUCUGGGUAAUGCGCAGUGCUUGGAAGCACUGCUGAACGCGCCUGGCGCCGAUCCGAAUGUGCGCAUUUGCAUACGGGAGAAGGAAUCGACAGCGUUGCAUUUGGCCGCGGAUGAAGGCAAUGUGGAGUGCGUCGAUUUGCUGCUGGCAAAGGGUGCCGACGCAAAACUGAAGAAUCAUCGUGGCUUUACAGCUUUGCAUUUGGCGGCGCGCACCUCCAGUUUAGAAUGUGUGGAGUCGCUGCUGCGCAACGGCAAUGCUGAUCCGAAUGCCGAAGACUUUGAUCAUCGCACGCCAUUGCAUGCGGCGAUCGGCAAGUCAGAAAAUGCUUUUGACAUACUCGAGACGCUCAUACAGUGGGGCGCCAAUGUCAAUCAUAAGGACAUUUACGGCUUCACAGCACUGCAUUUGGCCGCGCUUGACGGUUUGGCGCAAUGCGUUGAAAUGCUGAUCUUUCACGGCGCAGAUGUGACUACGAAAUCGAAAAAGGGCACUUCAGCAUUGAAUGUGAUCACGCGUAAGACACCCGCUUCAGUAGCGAUGAUUAGGCAAAAACUGGAUGCCGCCAUCACAUUACAUCACUCACAGGACCCGGUCAAUCGUGAGGUGGAAUUGGAAUUGGACUUUCGUCAACUGCUGCAACACUGUCAUCCACGUGAGAUUAGCUAUCUGAAUACAUUCGUGGACGAAGGACAAAAAGAAAUACUCGAGCAUCCAUUGUGCUCUUCCUUUCUCUACAUCAAGUGGGGCAAGAUACGCAAAUACUAUAUAGGACGCCUUAUUUUCUGUUUCACCUUCGUGCUCUUUCUCACACUCUACGUACUGACGGCACUCGCGCACAACUGCUACAACGGCAGCAAGGACGACAAUACGACCAUACAGGCGCAGGAGCUGUGCCAAAAGCAAUCCAUACUCGGCGACAUGCUACGCAAUAAUCCAUUCGUAAUGGAGAUGCAGUGGUGGGUGUUGGUCGCCAUUACAAUCGUCGAGAUAUUUCGCAAGCUCUAUGGCAUUACCGGCUAUUCAACAUUCAAGCAUUAUGUGACGCAGGUGGAAAACAUUAUGGAGUGGUUCGUGAUCACGAGUGUCUUUAUAAUCUCCUACAUAUACACAAAACAGACAUACACUUUUCAAAAUCAUAUAGGCGCAUUUGCGGUGCUGCUGGGUUGGACAAAUUUAAUGUUGAUGAUCGGUCAGUUGCCAGUCUUCGAUGUCUAUGUGGCAAUGUAUACACGUGUGCAAGGUGAAUUCGCGAAACUUUUCAUGGCCUACUCGUGCAUGUUAAUUGGUUUCACCAUCAGCUUUUGUGUGAUCUUUCCAUCAUCUUCGUCUUUCGCAAAUCCCUUCAUGGGUUUCAUCACUGUGCUGGUAAUGAUGAUCGGCGAGCAAGAUCUUUCGCUACUAAUCAACGACCCAGACGGCAAAGAUCCACCCUUCUUGUUGGAGGUGAGCGCGCAAAUCACUUUUGUGCUUUUUCUGCUCUUCGUCACCAUCAUACUGAUGAACCUGCUAGUCGGUAUUGCCGUACACGACAUACAGGGCUUGAAGAAGACUGCAGGUCUAUCGAAAUUGGUGCGUCAAACCAAACUCAUAUCUUAUAUAGAGUCGGCACUCUUUAACGGUUAUCUACCACCUUGGCUACGUAAUCUCUUACACUACACGGCACUAGUCUCGCCACAAGCCUAUCGAGUUGUAUUGUGUGUAAAACCACUAAAUCCCAGCGAAAAACGUUUACCACGCGAGAUACUCAUGAAGGCCUACGAAGUUGGAAAAAUGCGUAAACAUUUUGGUCAUACCAUAUCGGCAAAGGGCACUGCAGCUACCUAUUUGCAAUACAAAAACAAAUACAAUGACAAUCAGACGCAAAGCUAUGCGACAGAUGAUUUGGAAACAGCACAUUUUAAUACGCUAACGUCAAAGAUCGACGACAAUGCGGAGCGCAUUGAGUUCCUCACGCAGGAAAUUCAAGAGCUAAAGCAGGUGUUGAUUACACAACAGCAACAGGCGAGCAAAGUGAUCGAUAAGCUAUUGAUAGUGAUUUCAAAUCAACAAAAGAAUAAUUUAAGAAAAUGAGUAACGAUGGAAAAACUUUCAUAACACAAACAAAAAAAAAAAAAAAUAUGAAGUAUUAUUUAGAUGAAUAUUGUAUAUGUAUGUAAAAGUAUGCUAGUGUUAGGUGAGAUGUUGUGGGCUUUAAAAAAGGAUCAGUAUACUAUAAAUAGCAAAUAAUCGCCUUAUUUUAAGCAAAAAAUCGAAAAUUUAUAAAGGAAAGUUUGGGGAGAAACUCGUAUUGAAUUUAUUUCGCUUUUAAAGUUAAGUUAGUUCGCUGUUGCAUACAAAGUGAGCCGCAUAUUUGGUAGUAUAGUAAAUAUUAUUUAUAUAUAAAAUUUAUGAGACAAAUAUAUUUUAUUUUGAUUUAUUUAUUUUCUUACAAAAUUUGUGUAAAGCUUCAAUACAAUAAUGCCUCUUAAGAAAUUUAACUUCUAUUACUGAUAAAAUUGUAUUCUCACUAAAAACAUAUACCAAUUCAGUAUUUAAUGAAAAGUGGUAAAACAAAAAAUCUAAACGAUCUAAACGGCAAAGUUCUCUAGUGGAUUCAAAGCUUGCAUUAUUUGAUGUCAAGUGAAAAUUGUCUUUAGGUUAACUAUUUUCCUCAUACAUAUGUACAUUUACAAAUAAAUUAAAAUCUUAUUAAAAAUAAAUUAAAAGCUGAUUAUCCCUUUUAUAAGCUCGCCAUUUUCUUUUUCAAGUCCAUUUUUAAUAUUAAAUAUGUGAUGGCGACAUGAAGUCUAUGACAAAGUUUAAAAUUCGAAAUAAACUAAGAGUUAGAGGUCAUUUUUGUAUUAUAAUUUGGUAAUUUAAAUAAUUUUUUAUUGAAAAAAAUAUUCUAAAAUUGCCAAACUGAAAAAUCUCGAAAAACUAAUAAAUAAAAAUCAUGUUUUGUUUUUUAGCGUGUUUUACUAAACUUCAUAAAAUUCACUGUUGCAGGAUUUCUGUUGUACAAUUUUUUCAAUUUCCUUUCAUUUUUUUUUUUUUAAUUUCGAUUUUAAUUUUUUAGCUUUGAUUUAAAUUUAAUUUAAUUUUUAUUUAAUAGUUUUUAUUAUUAAAAUUAGUCGCUGGUAUGGGCCCAAAAGACAAAUAUGAGUUAAAAAAAAUUAGCAAAAGAAAUUGUAUGUCAAAUUACAAUUAUUUUCUGACAAGCUUAAAAACAAAAAGUUAACCAAAAAAUUUUUUUAACCGAAAUAUUCUGGAUUUGUAUUUGAAUAAAAGGCUGAUACAUCAAACGGGGUUCCCAAAAGUUUUUAGGGAGUAUUUUAAGCUAAAACAGCAACAACAGUUGAAAUUCAGAAUUUUAAGGAGGCAGAUUUCACAUUCUCAUUUCACAUUACAUUAAUAUACAUAAUUCUAAUACCUUGAAACAAAUGUAGUUUAAUUUCAGUUUAAGUGUAAUUUGAAAUCACCUGGCUAUAUGAAAUACUGUUGAAAAUAUGCAAACUUUAAUGUUAGUAGUUUUUAGUUAAACAAAAAUACGUAUUAAAAUUAGUUAAAAAUUUUAUUGUGAUUUUAAAAUAAUAUUGAAAAACUAUAUUUAUGCCAAAAACCUACGAAACUAUUAUUAAAAAAACUCGUUUCUAAAAGUCUUUUCUACUUUGCAAAUUACAACACCUUGUUUUUUUGUUUUGUUAGGAAAUGAAAUUAACUAAACACUAUUGGGAAGGAGCGCAACAAAGUUCACUGUAUGAAACUUACACAAGGAAUCUUCUUUACAUAGCAAUACAGCCAACAGCUCUGGUAGUCAUGACAAAAAUCAGUUGCCUAUGUUAACUCUUUUGCAAUAGAAGUGCUCUCCUUCCAUCUAUGUUAUAUACCUCUGCAACUCAACAGAGCUCACAACUUUAGUUAAGCUCUCGGUGGAAGUAGUAGCAGUUAAGUUUUUGCCAAAUUUUAUUUUGAAGCUGAUUUUAAGAGAGAACUUUACCUAACUAUUUUUUUAUAACAUUAAAAUUUUAGAUGCAUUUAGCUAACAAAAAACACUCAACCAUUUCAGUUUCAAAUAAUGAGUAAGACCCGAAUUUUAAACGGCAUAAUAUGUAUUAAAACCAGACAGUAGGUAUGAAUAAUUCGGUUUAAAAGCAUACGACUAUUAAUAAAAUAUAUAAUAAUUUAAUAAAAAAGUAUAUAUGUACAUUUAAACAUAUAGAAUAUUUUAUACAAAAGUGAAAUCAAGACAAAUAAGACAAAGUAGUACGAAGACCCAACAAAACUAUUGAAACCAAUUAAGUGAUGAUAUCUCAUAUAUGUAUUAAACAUUUUGUCUUAAGCAUUUUUUCUAUAUUUUAAUUCUUAAUUUCAAUAUUUAAAUUUAGUAGAAUACCUAAACGUAUUAUGGGUCCAGUAGUAUUUAGAUUACUUUAACGAACCGCAACUCCCAUCACAUCAAAGAAAAUGGAAUUAUAUGCAAAUCUGUUUACCCGAACAACCAACACCACGAAGCGGAAUGCGAAAAACAACAAAGCUGAGCGCAGAUGCUGCUGAUAUGGUGAAUGAACGAGACGAGUAUAUUUUUAUUUAUCCAAAUUAGAUUGAGUAAACUCGCAAAAUCACUUAUAUUUAGUUUGUAAUGACUGCAGCGAUUUUGGUUACGCAUUUCCGCAAAAUAAUUAACGUGCGCAAAAAUUUUGCUUUAUUCAUAUCUAAGUGAUUUGAUCUAAUAAAAUUGUAUCAACUCGCAGAUAAUUAUAUGUUAAUUAGUUGUUUAAAAAAUUAAACAAAAAGCUGACAGCGACCCAUAAAUAGUAAUUAGUUUAAAUAUUUGAAUUGCUAGCUCGGAAAAACAAUAAAUAUUAUUAUUUUUUCAUUAGUUUCUCUCUUUAACCAAAUAUUGAAUUACUAUGGCGGUCGGCAAGGAAGGAUAGGCAACAGAAGAAGAAUAAAACGUGUAUUAGCCAAAAUCGAACAUAUCAGAACUGUGUACGUGCAUAUUUUCACAAAAUGUGUUUGCAAUAUGGAUUGCUAUAUUAUUCGUAUAAGUAUAUUUGUCAAUAAAAAUGAAAUAGUUAACUAGUAGAAUUGCAAUUGCCAAUAACAAACUGAAAAUUUUAAUAUAGACGCAUGCAUACAUAAUUAUUUGUAUAUUUAGGUAUUCUUAAUAAAGUUU
Messenger RNA from Anastrepha ludens (Mexican fruit fly), 6670 nucleotides. It is a transcript of the gene wtrw, whose product is annotated as transient receptor potential channel pyrexia. The record is from RefSeq and is a predicted model, not a curated record. Gene Ontology annotation, biological process: monoatomic ion transport; transmembrane transport. NCBI's taxonomy places the organism in Eukaryota, Metazoa, Arthropoda, Insecta, Diptera, Tephritidae. Bases 640 to 3585 code for a protein of 981 amino acids. Gene Ontology annotation, cellular component: membrane. The transcript is spliced from 2 exons. Gene Ontology annotation, molecular function: monoatomic ion channel activity; protein binding.